AUGGGUCGAUCAGAAAUCCGCAAUAUAUGCAAAGUCUCACUUGAUGAGCCUGCAGAAAGUCAGCCAAAACUUCACAACAGAUGGCACCCAGACAUUCCGUUCGCUGACACUAUCAAAAAUGGCGAAACGGUCAAAAUAGAAUGUGUUGACUGGACUGGGGGUCAGAUCAAAAACGAUGACAGUGCGGAUGAUGUGAAGAAUGUCGACCUGACAAGAAUCCACUACUUAUCUGGACCCUUCGAAAUCGAGACAGCAGAGCCAGGUGAUGUAUUGGUUGUCGAAAUUAUGGAUGUGCAGCCACAUCAGGAGCAUCCUUGGGUACCGGUGAGCAAUGAGCAGGUGUUUUCGCCAAAGAAAAUGGAGGCGGUUUUCUGGAUGAGAUUUACCCAUCGGCCCACGUGGAAUAAACGUGAGGGAGAAUUGAUCGCCGCGAAUAAGCUGGACAGGAUCGUUGCUCAACCACCAAAUCCUCGAAAUGUACAUGCAGGUUCGGCACCUGAGGACGUCAAAAAAAAGGUUGCUCGCGAAGGUGCAAGAACAAUCCCAGGUCGUCCGGAACAUGGCGGAAAUUGUGACAUUAAGAAUCUUAGCAGAGGAAGCAAGGUGUACCUUCCAGUGCACGUGAAGGGGGCUAAGUUUUCUGUUGGAGAUCUCCAUUUCUCUCAGGGCGAUGGUGAAAUCUCAUUCUGCGGUGCCAUUGAGAUGUCUGGCAUUAUUACCAUCAAUUUCAAGGUAAUGAAAAACGGCAUGGCAGAUCUUGGAAUGAAAUCACCACUAUACCUCCCUGGUCCAGUCGAACCACAUUACGGGCCAGGAAGAUACCUUACCUUCGAAGGGUUCAGUGUGGAUCAUCAUGGCAAACAGGUACGUAGGACAUCACGUCUAUCCGAAGAUUUUAAAUACUAA
Messenger RNA from Sclerotinia sclerotiorum 1980 UF-70, 906 nucleotides. RefSeq lists its product as hypothetical. The coding region runs from base 1 to 906 and encodes 301 amino acids. Gene Ontology annotation, molecular function: hydrolase activity, acting on carbon-nitrogen (but not peptide) bonds, in linear amides. The record is from RefSeq and is a predicted model, not a curated record. NCBI's taxonomy places the organism in Eukaryota, Fungi, Ascomycota, Leotiomycetes, Helotiales, Sclerotiniaceae. The transcript has 9 exons.